CUUGGGGUUCAUUAUCAGCCUUCAAAGAAUUCGGCUCAAGCCCUGAGCGGGGAAGAUGGAGGUUAUUAACUGCAACGCCUUACCGAUGCUCUGUUUGGAAGAAAACCCCGCCGUCCCUCCCUGGGUGCAAGCCAAGAAAAUGGAGGCUCUGAAGAAAAGCUCGCAGAAUCCGGCGUCAUGUAUCAUCGGCUCCAUGGAUAGAGUGAGCCAAAAGAUUGCUCACAUGAAACCGGCCAAGUAUAGUUGCAGCGGUCAGGAAAACAACCUGGCGAUUGAGAAGGUGGAAUUGGAAAAGAGGCAUUUAAGAGAGCACUUCCGUGGCAUCGAAGGAGACCGAGGCAAGGGAAAAAAGAAGUCAAGAGGGCCUGGUCAGAAGCAGGUGCUGAGCAGGAGGCCAAUCUUCUCAGACCUAUCAGCCCGGAGAAAGAUCUCUGCUAAGAGGAACAUAGAGGUGAAGAACCAGCUGGCCGAACUGUACCAGUACCCAGGAUACCAGAAACACAAGCCGACGGAACUGCCUAAUGAGGUGGCCUUGUUCGAUAUGGUGGCCAACGUAGUCCGGGCCCAAAGAAAUACAGCCUGUUCCAAGCCUUCCUUGUCCCCAAGGGAACUGCAGAAAUUCCUCACCUCUCCGGGCCCCAAAGCCAUUCUGCUGGAUACCUUCUGGUGGAUAUUUCUGGAAAGGUAUCAGCCAAAUAAAGAGCUCCAGGGCCAGCUGUUCGAUCGCAUUGCCAGAAAUUACACCUCCCUCCUACUUAACAUUCCCAGGACUCACUAUACAGAGGCCCUCUUGAAAAGGUUCCCGUUAUUCCUGAGCCAAGCCUUGUACACAAGCUUCUGUGCUUGUUUCCCACAGUCCUGGUUUGACACCCACGAAUUCAAGUCUCAUAUCUGUAACACAACGAUGGAGUGGAUUGGAGGCAUUUUUCCCUGUCGAAACAGUUAUGCUUGCUGGAACUACUCCGAACUGGACCCUGUGAGAUCGAGGAGAGAAAAAUUCAUGACAGGAAAAGGAAAACAGAAGAGGGGAUCCCUUCCAGAUUUCUCAUUCAAGAGCUCCACCAAUCAAAGCAACAUUUCCCAUUCCUCCACCCAGUCAAGCCAGUCUCAAAGCACGUUGCCAUCGGUCAGCAUCAACCCUGGGAACUGCAGUCAAAUGAAUCAAAGUUCAAACUUACUAACCAAUAGUUCAAGCCCAUCCAAAAUGAAGUCACUCAAAGAUUUCAAGCACCUGUGUUCAUUUAAGCCUCCCGUGUCAGUGCUGGAGUCGCAGUUAAGCAAAGUGACUCUGAAAUCGACUGCUAAACCGACCAAAGGAAUACCAGAAACGAAGGUGAAGGAGAGAACUGCUUCCAAAGAGUCCCACCCUGCCUGCAAGGGCCCUGAGUUCGGUCGGAGUCUUUUUAACCUCUAUGGAAACAGCCCGCUGGUUCAACACUUCCUCCAGACCCAUCAGGCUGAACCGAAGGUUGGCUGGAAUAUCCUGGUGGGCCGGACGGAAAUCACCAAGACCAUACCCGAGUCCUCCCCAACUUAUGCAGAUGUGAUUCGUCAGGCUUUGCGGAACCUAAAACAGCUAGACCAGGAUGUUAAAGCUGCAUAUCAGGAUCACUGGAGAGAAAUGAGAGCUUUUGAGAUAAGCCAGCAGAAACGAAAGCAGGAAUUCCUCAGGAAGGAGAAGCAAAUCCAGUGGAAGGAAAGAGAAGCAAAAAAGCUGAAUCAGUUUCUACCCCCACCUCCAGAUGCCUCUGAAGAAAAUCAUGCCGAAUCCCCUUGCAGCUGAGAGAAGGCAGGAGUCCAGAAAUGUCUCCGUUCAGCUUUUGAUGGAAAACAAAAAGCCAAGUAGUGAAAAGACCUCAGUUUGGAAUGAGACCUCCCUGGUUCCUGUGCCACCCGUUCAACCUGUGUUCCACUUAAAUAGAGAAUCAUGUAAUGUCCGUCAUCUUGGACCUAAUUUCAGCAAAUCACUCAUCUUCAACCGUCUGCCAAUUCACUGAUUAACGGUGUUAACGCCACUAUCAUGUUCUAUGGGUACUUUUCCUUAUUGUCCUAGUUCUUACUUUACUUAUUUCCUCCUUGUUUCUCUGCCUUCUGAAGAAUGAAUACGAAUCUUUUGAAAUCA
This is a messenger RNA of Tachyglossus aculeatus (Australian echidna), 2122 nucleotides long. RefSeq names its product family with sequence similarity 227 member A (gene FAM227A). Lineage: Eukaryota; Metazoa; Chordata; Mammalia; Monotremata; Tachyglossidae. Bases 56 to 1783 code for a protein of 575 amino acids. The transcript has 16 exons. The record is from RefSeq and is a predicted model, not a curated record.